This is a messenger RNA of Danio rerio (zebrafish), 757 nucleotides long. RefSeq names its product lens intrinsic membrane protein 2.3 (gene lim2.3). Lineage: Eukaryota; Metazoa; Chordata; Actinopteri; Cypriniformes; Danionidae. Gene Ontology annotation, molecular function: structural constituent of eye lens. Gene Ontology annotation, cellular component: membrane. The record is from RefSeq and is marked provisional.
CAAAAAAUAACUGCCAAUCGCUCAUGGAAAUCUGCCUGCAUUGGCAUAAUUCAGCUUCACACUAUUAAAUCUGACAAUAUUUUUGGGAAAAGAUAAAAAGCAGUGUGUGUAGGUGCAAGAUGUACAGCUUUAUGGGAGGUGGAUUGUUUUGUGCAGGAGUGGGAAACAUACUCCUGGUGAUCUCCACUGCCACCGAUUACUGGAUGCAGUACCGCCAGUCCAGCAGCUACAUGCACCAGGGCCUAUGGCGCUACUGUGUACCUGGAAAAUGCAUGACACACACAGACAGCAUUGCAUACUGGGACGCCACCCGGGCCUUCAUGAUCCUGGCCACCUUAGCUUGUUUCUUUGGCAUGAUCAUCGGUGUCAUGGCUUUCAUCAACUACUCCUCUUUUACCGGCUUUGACAGGACCUUUGCUGCGGGAAUUCUCUAUUUCAUUUCAUGCUUCUUUGUGCUGCUGGCCAUGGCUGUCUACACUGGUAUGACAGUCAACUACUAUGGGAAACGUUAUGGGAACUGGCGGUUCUCUUGGUCAUAUAUAAUGGGCUGGGUUUCUGUGGUGCUCACUUUCUUUUCAGGGAUCUUCUAUAUGUGUGCUUACCGGAUGCAUGAACCAAGAGGACCCAUGUCACGCUGAUGCUUUUCAGUUCAGAUCCACUACAGUCUGAUCAUGUCAUCCCUGAUCCCUUCAUUUUAGAACUGUCAUUUAUAGUUUAUUUUAGAAUUACAGAACUCAAAUAAAUGACUGAUACUGAA